Anopheles gambiae (African malaria mosquito) is the source of this 2294-nucleotide messenger RNA. RefSeq lists its product as uncharacterized. Gene Ontology annotation, molecular function: acyltransferase activity, transferring groups other than amino-acyl groups. Bases 812 to 1819 code for a protein of 335 amino acids. The transcript has 5 exons. The record is from RefSeq and is a predicted model, not a curated record. Lineage: Eukaryota; Metazoa; Arthropoda; Insecta; Diptera; Culicidae.
UUCCAGUCGGCAUGAUGGUGACAGAGAAAGGACAGAAUAGCAUCACCGUCGCAUAAAAUAAAGGAAACUGUUCGAGGCAUAACGCGUGUCGUUCAAAGUAUUCCGUAUUUUUGCUUUGCCAUCAUCCUGGCAUUGCAGAUAUCCUUUGGUGCAUUUCAAGUUCAAGUUUUGGCUAUAGGAAGUGGCUGGUGAAUCGAUAUUGUACUUUUGAUUAGGUUUAGGUUUUUAACAACUAAGUCAUUUUCAAAAUCUAUUAUUUUAACUAAGCAUAGGUGCAGUGUCUGGACAAAAUGCGUUAUUGCUUUCAACUUAACUAAUAAAUGUCUCCAAGUAAUUUGUUAGUAAAGAAAACCUGUACCGAAUCCCUUGUAAAUUAAAGAUGUGCAUUAUCAUCAUUUGAGCUAAAGUAAUUGUAUUUUCUUUUCUUUUGUUAGUGGCGGUGUCUACGGAACAAAUGUCUAAAUCGAGUGAAUUUUUAUUCUUGCCCUUCUUUACUUAAGGAAGGGAAUUGUUUUUGUAUGUUGUUAUACUUACUGGACAUAGCAAGUGUGAAUGAAAGACGUUCAUAGUACAUAAUAAUUAUUUGGCUCAAAUCAGUUCAUCGUGUUUUACCCACAGAAUUGUAACUUAUCGCAAAAAGAGUCUAGUAUAUUUGGAAUCUUCUUAAUAAAUGUACAAAAUUUGCAUUUUUGCCACAACGCAGCUAUUCUCCUAAACAACAGCCUCGAUUGUGAAUAAAUAUGUGUAUGGUUUUUUAAUGAUUUUUGUUACAGAAAAAACACCGGAAGCGUAAUACAAAAUCUAAUGAAGGAUGGAAAUCGUACCAGAAGGAAACAAUUUCGUGAUCGUUAAAGAAUGUGAACUACCAGCAAUGAUGGAAGAGCUGGAAAAAUAUUUUCCUCACUCUUUAAAAUUCCAUCAAACUAUUAAGACGUACCUGAAUGAUAGAGUGUGGCGAUUUCAAUUUUACAGAGCAAAGACAUGGCCACAAGAUCCUGUUUGUUUGCAUUUUCCAGGUUGUACAUAUACGCCGGAUAACAGAACGAAUGAAAGUGUAGGUAUUUUUUGCCCACCAGACAAACUAGAGCGAAUGGAAUUGAUUAAAGAUGAAGACGUUCUGUUUGAAUGGCAUAGUCCACUAUACAUGAACUUUACACAUGUAGGUAUUAUGUUUAAGAUGGAAGAAAUUUUCCGAGAAAAAGUAAAUGGAAGACUAGAGGGUCACAUUUAUGGCGACAUUUACGUACACGAAUGUCCCGAUGAGUUGAACUUAGUGCUAGAACCAUUAGCAGCGAAUGAAGUGAUCAUGAAACCGCUGUGCAUCGACGACGUAAAGGAUAUACACGAUUUAUAUCCGGCAGGUGAUAUCGAAAGUUUAGAGUUAUUUGAAAAGCUAGUCAUCCAGCUUCCAGGCUUCGGUGUAUUUAAUCAAUCGGAUAAUGAACUAGCUGCAUGGAGUUUGCAGUCAUAUUAUGGUGGAAUGUUCUCCAUGCAAACAAAACCAAAAUUUAGAAGAAAAGGAUACGGUAUUCAGCUAGCACAAUCUCUGACUAAGUUGGUAAUUCGUCGCGGAUAUAUACCGUUUGUUGUCAUAAGGCCAGAAAACGACGCUUCUCGUGGACUUUAUACGAAGCUAGGUUUCAGAAAAGCUUUUGAAAGUGUUCGUGGCACAUUUGUGCCUUUAGUUGGCGAAAAUCAUUUGCAGAAUAAUUUGACGGCCUACAAACAGCGUCAAAUUUCAAAUGAAGAAAAUUGCACAAUAGAACCAGCUGAGCUAACUAAUGGUAUUGCAUCAUACAAGGAUAAUGAUAAUUGCUGAAUUUCAUGGACCGUAAUACAUCUCUUAAAAGACCUGUAUAGGAUUGACAUAACCUACUUUGAAUGCGUUUUAAAAUGAAUUAUAAUUCAAGCGGAUUAAUAUUUAACAUAAUAGCAAAAUCAAGCUGAAACUAACAACUCUAAACAACAAAGCCAUCAGCAGCUAAAAAGCAACAACAGCAACAGCAGUUAUAAUAUCCGCGAUAACAGCAGCUACAGCGGAAGUAGUAGCCGCCUUAGCAGCGACAACAGCAGCCGACGCCGCCGCCGCAACAGCAGAAGCAGCAGUACCAUGAACAAAAUCAGAUUCAGCAGCAGCAACAGCAACGUCAAUAAAAUGAUUAUAUUAAUGAGUUACUGCUGUUGAUUUGCUGUCAGAAAGCCUACACCCUCUACAGCCUUUGCAGUCACAAAUAAUAGAUAGAUUUCUUAAAUGAAUUUCAAACUAAUAUAUAAUAACUUUGCUUUAUCUUAAA